UUAGUUCAUUGUCUAAGUUACUCCAGUUUCGUGGGUAGAGUGUAUUUGCAAACUCUCAAUAUGUCAUGUCAAUUUUGUUUUUUCCCGUUAAUUAAAUGACUUUGUAUUUAUAUUAUACGUGAUGUUUUUAACAAAUAAUACAUUUAUGAAUUAUGGUUUUAUAUUGUAAAUUAGAUUAAGUAGUAAAUAGUUAUAAAACAGUACGCUGUGCGUAUUUGUUCACAUGGAGUAUGCAUGAUUUCAUUUAGUUUGUUGGUGGUAAAAUGUCCACGUCAGAGUCUGGUGUGGGAUGUAUUAGUGAAGUUACACUUGCAAUUAGUAAAGCAAGGGGUUCUCAAUCAGGCAAUGUGAGAAUACUUGAUAGUCCGGACUCUGAUGGAUCUGGCCAUUCAAAUUCAUUUACUGUACAAAGAUUUAAUUAUCCUGACAAUGAUAAUGCAAAUCCAGGCAUCUUACAACCACCAUUGACCAGUGAUGACUUAAGAAUACCAAUAGUUGGAUAUGAGAUUAUGGAAGAGAGAGCUAGAUUUACAGUUUAUAAAUUACGUGUAGAACUAAAGAAUGGAGACUGUUGGUUUGUAUUUAGAAGAUAUACAGACUUUGUUCGUUUAUUGUCACAGUUGAGAAGACAAAAAAUUCCCAUUUCACAAUUAAGUUUACCUAGAAAGAAAUGGCUUGGAGAUAAUUUUGCUCCAAGCUUUUUAGAAGAAAGAAUUCGUGGUCUCCAAGCAUUUGUUAAUGCAAUAUUAAGUAGUCCUCUUCUUAUUGGCACUACAUGUGUUAGAGAAUUUUUUUGUUUAGAUGAGCCACCCGCUUUAUCUGACACUGCAGAAGAAUCUAGAGCAAUUUUUGAAGCAUUAGAAGACACUAUAUAUCAUUUAAGACAACAGUUGAGGGAGAGAGAUGCCGCGCUUGCAUCUGAAACAUCUUUAUGCAAUGAGCUUAGAAAGAAACUACAUCAGAUACUAAGUGAAAGACAAACCUGUCCGAAAUGUGGUGCAACCCAAUAACAAUUUUGUAACUAAUUUUAAAUUAACAAGUUGAUAUUAGUAAAAAAUUUCGGACUGGAGUAAAUAGGCAACUUGGAUUUUUAUACUAUAAGACUUAAUUUUACUCUAUAAAUCUCAUUUACAUUGCUGCAAUUCCAUCAAUCGUUUGAAAUAUCUGUUAAACAUUAGAUAUUAUCUACUUUAUACUUUCAGUUAUGCAUUUUUGAUUACAUAUUUAUAUACAAGUUGAUUAUUAUGUAAAUUGAUAUGUAUAAGAUUUCUUAAAAUAAUAAGUACAUUGAGCUUUCCUAGCAAUAAACAUAACUUCGUAAAAGCCUUACAGAGGUGCCUUACAGUUGUAAUGAACAAAUACAUAUAUUUAUAUACGUAGUAUAUCUAACAAUAUACUUAUGAGUCAAAAUGUGAAGAUAAAAAAAGAACAAAUGUCGGUAAACGAAAUGUUAUUACAAGUUGACUAUGAAUAUAUACCAAAGUGCGUUGAUCUUUGGUGUUUUAUAAAAGUUCAAUAUAUUUUGUAACAUUUUACAUCAUGUUAGCAAUAAUCAUGUUUUUAGAGAUAUAAUUGACAUUAAUAAUAUUUAUUAUUAUCAUAGUAUUGAAAUAUCAGUGAUCCUGGAAGAUGAUUAGGAUAUUACAAUAUUAUGAUAUUUAAAGUAUACUUAUGUACAGAUAUAAUAAAUAUUUGAUAUUUUCUUAAAUUAAUACGUUACAUUUGCUAUGUUGCUAAUUCUGUACUAUAAUCAAUAUUUAUUAUAUCUCUGCGGUUGUUUUAUAAAACCUUUACAAUACUGCACAAAUGUAAAAGCAUUGUUAUACUUUUGAAUUCAUUGUUUUGUAGAAACAUGAAACAAUUUUAA
Osmia bicornis bicornis is the source of this 1867-nucleotide messenger RNA. It is a transcript of the gene Snx16, whose product is annotated as sorting nexin-16. Gene Ontology annotation, biological process: endosome to lysosome transport; protein targeting to lysosome; early endosome to late endosome transport. Bases 264 to 1010 code for a protein of 248 amino acids. Gene Ontology annotation, cellular component: early endosome; extrinsic component of endosome membrane; late endosome. The transcript has 5 exons. The record is from RefSeq and is a predicted model, not a curated record. Lineage: Eukaryota; Metazoa; Arthropoda; Insecta; Hymenoptera; Megachilidae. Gene Ontology annotation, molecular function: phosphatidylinositol binding.